Pan troglodytes (chimpanzee) is the source of this 1235-nucleotide messenger RNA. Its product is annotated as short transmembrane mitochondrial protein 1-like. The transcript has a single exon. Gene Ontology annotation, cellular component: respiratory chain complex. NCBI's taxonomy places the organism in Eukaryota, Metazoa, Chordata, Mammalia, Primates, Hominidae. The record is from RefSeq and is a predicted model, not a curated record. The coding region runs from base 716 to 859 and encodes 47 amino acids.
GCGCGUCUCUGACGACUGAGCCGAGAUACUUCUUUUGUCUCCUCCCAGCCUUGCUCAUCAACCCCCCACCCCCAAAUAUGUUUAUUUGAAUGCCAGUACUUCUAGCUCUAGAAGCAACAUUUUCGGUUAACCAGCACCCUUGCCAAACACAUGACCGUGAUUUAAAACAACAAGAAAGCAACGACCCAACACAAUCUUGACGGCUACUGAUGCUAAAGACCGCUGCUGAAAGUUCUAAAUGGGGAGUGAGUAAUUCCAACCCUUGAAUUGGUUGCUUUGAGUUAAGGUUAAAGAAUGAUUCUUCUUGGCAGGGCGCUGUGGCUCACGCCUGUAAUCCCAGCACUUUGGGAGGCCGAGGCGGGCGGAUCACCUGAGAUCAGGAGUUCGAGACCAGCCUGGCCAACACGGUGAAACCACGUCUCUACUAAAAAUAACAAAAAUUAGCCGGGCAUGGUGGCUGGCGCCUAUAUUCCCAGCUACUAGGGAGGCUGAGGCUGGAGAAUCGCUUGAACCCGGGAGGCGGAGGUUGCAGUGAGCCGAGAUCCGCGCCAUUGCACUGCAGCCGGGGCGACAAGAGCGAAACUCCCUCUCAAAAAAAAAAAGUUGGCGGGCGGGGGGGGGCGAUUCCGCUCCCCUCGCAUGGGGAAGCAGGCUCUGACCGGCCUGCAGAGCUGCAGCAGCCCUUUGCGCCCUCCUCGCCCUCCCCACCAACAUCAUGCUCCAAUUCCUGCUUGGAUUUACAUUGGGCAACGUGGUUGGAAUGUAUCUGGCUCAGAACUAUGACAUACCAAACCUGGCUAAAAAACUUGAAGAAAUUAAAAAGGACUUGGAUGCCAAGAAGAAACCCCCUACUUCAUGAGAAUGCCUCCAGCACUGCCUUCGGGAUAUACUGAUUCUACUGCUCUUGAGGGCCUCCUUUACCAUCUGAACCAAAAGCUUUUGUUUUCAUCUCCAGCCUCUGGGCAACUCUUUGCUAGACCCUGUUUUUUGGCUUUAGAGCAAGCAAAAUGGGGCCUCAAUUUGAGAACUACCCUACAUUUCCAACAUACUCACCUCUUCCCAUAUUCCCUUUCCAACUGCAUGGGAGGUUCUAAGACGAAUUGUGGUGCUAGAUUAGUAAACAUGACUUUUAAUGGAAAAAAAAAAAAAAGAAUGAUUCUUCUUAGAUUUCUUCUGUAAAACACAAUGGCCCUACUGGCAUACGCAGUGGCCCUACGGGCAUACUUAUGGAGGAU